Molecule: messenger RNA, 3118 nt
Organism: Homalodisca vitripennis (glassy-winged sharpshooter)
Lineage: Eukaryota; Metazoa; Arthropoda; Insecta; Hemiptera; Cicadellidae
Exons: 2
Coding region: 200-2842 (880 amino acids)
Source: RefSeq, a predicted model, not a curated record
CAUUCCAAUUUCCAGUUGUUGUUUAUGCCGAGUGGUGUUGUCUUGUCACAUACAGGUGGCUUAUGUUUAGUUAGGCUACUUAAUGUUACGAUAACACAAGUAGCCAGUUUUAAAACGAAUGAAUAAGAAAAUAAUUAUUAAUGUUUAUUAUACCGUCAUUAUUCAUACAAAAUAAGGGACGAGCUCAGCAAAUCGAGUAAUGCCAUCGAAAUUACUUCAGGAGAAAUAUUAUGAAGAAGCAAUGGAGACAGUUGUGUUUUCGUAUGUCAGAGGUUCAUGCGAAGCAUCACAUGUACAUGAAAUAAAAGCUGCAUAUGGUGAGGCACUACCAUUAAACGAUGCCAACCAUCUGAGUGAUAAACUUGGAAAAAACAAUGUCUACAUUUUAUCCAAAUUCGUGAAAGUACUCAUUCCCUUAAAACACUGUGAUUCUCGUAAAGUGCUUCAACUGUUAUUUAAAGAGAUCAGUGACAGCUGUACAAACUCAAGUGUGGAUUCAAAACAGUUCAAAGUGGUAGUAUUCAACGGGUGUGCUCAAAGAGUGCAGGAGGCCAUUUCUGAACAUCUUAUCCGGCCAGGUGAUAUUGUGACCUUUCAUCGACCGACAGUCAUGGUUUUGACAAAAACGAUUAAAGAGAAUGGACUCGAGAGGGAGGACAGUGGAGUGUGGAUCGAGAUGGGUGCCGAGGAUAAUCAGCUAAUCAACAUCUGGCAAGCAUUCAGUGACUCUUUUAUUGAUUCUGUCCGGUGCAAAUAUAGCUACAGACAUCUAGAUAUCCAUGACAUGGACUACGUCGGUAGUGAUUACCAUGCAGUGAGGAACCUGCUCCACAUUGUGGCAGAUAGGGGCUUUGUCAUGACCCUCAGAGAAAUUGCAGCUGACAAAUCACAGCAAAAGAAAGUUGCAUUAGCUAGACUGAAAAAAACUCUUAGUUCACCAAAAAACUUUGAUCUAACUGGUGAAGUGAAAAUGCUCUUUAGUGAAAUUUUACUAGAGAAAACCGGACAGACUGUUUUAACUAGCAUAUUCCCUGAAUUUACAGCAAUUUUUAGUGGAGAGCUCGCUAAAGAAUUGCACAAAGCUGUGAUUGAUAGACAUUUAGUACCUGGAGAUAUGGUGGUGUUUUGUCAUCCAAUUUUUGAAAAAGUUACAUCUGCUCCUAUGAAGAUAGAAUUUCUAUCAAAUGAAGAAAAACCUUUUAUUGCACUCAAGUUGCGUCAAUACUCGGACAUGUCAACUGCUUCAAAAGUGACCGGUCUUCAAUUACAUAACCAUAAGUAUAAUCAAAACAGUUCUACUUGUAAUGUAACAAACAAAAUUGAAAGUUUACUUGAGAUUGAAAAUUUUGAGAUUUUAUUGUUUAGGGACUUCAUUAAUGAAGUGAAUAUAUUAGAGUGCAUUUCUAAUUAUAUGGAAAAAUUUGGCACGGUAGAAACUUUGGAAAACCUGUACAAACAAUUAAAUUUUAAUAACAAAAAUGAAAAUGGUGUGAUACUGGCAUAUUUUUUAAAAACUGUUACACCAUUGAAGGAACAAGAUAAACCCAUAAGGGCUAUAAUUUUUCUAAAAGAAAUAUGUUCAGAUCACACAUGGGGUGGAUAUUUUAGACUUGUGUUGCACAACAAACUUGCAGCAGAAGUACAAAAAGCGAUAAAAAGUAAAAAAAUUGUUCGGGGUGAUAUAAUAUCAUUAGUACAUCCUGUCAUACACCUCAAUCCUAAGUACACAAUAAAAGAUUUUGUAGCUGAAGAACCAUUUCUUUUGGAAAUAGGUGGUCGAAGAGACAGAGAAAAAGUUAUCGUUUGCAAACUUAAUCGUAGCUGUUGUAAUUCUAAUGUAAACAAGUCUACUGUGCGAAACUGUGUCCCAAGAAACGUGUCUGUUAACACACAAAAUUUUAAAAAACCAUUCGAUAAAAACAACAGUGUAAGUGAUACAUCAAAAGAAUCAAGUGAGCAUAAAUAUAGUUCUUGUACAAACAACAUUGAUCAGAGAAACUGUGGGCAAAGUAACGAAUCUGUUCAAUCGGUCACCAAAUCAAAUUUUAAAAAACCUCUUGAUAUUGAACAUCUGAGAGGAAAUAGAAAUGCCACUUCAGUAGAACAAGAAAAUAAAGUGCCUAAAUCAUAUAUAAAUCAUAAUUUAUUAGAACUAUGUUGUUUACUAGAAAAUACAGGAAAUUAUGAAAAAGAGAGUUCUAAUAACGUAAAUAGUAUAACAGUAGGUUUAAGUAAAUCUCAAAAUGAGUGUUCCAAGAAGAGAACUUUAAAUAUUGAAGAACACUGUUCAUCUGUAGACAACACAUUGGGUAAAACCUUUCGAUUACAAUCUAAGUGUAUGAAAAGAGAACACAGUAAGGAGACCAUAGAUUCAAAAGUUAUUAAAUCAGUUUUAAGGAGCAUAAAAGGGCCAGCUUUGAGAGAAAUGGAAAACAACUGUGUAUUUCCAGUGUUUGUCACCAAACCAUCUUUGGCAAAUCGCUGGGAUCUCAUCAGUGGUUACUGCUAUGAGAGCUGCCACAACAUGCAUGUCUACUCUGCAAUAAAAUGGGAUUUAACUAAAGAUCCUUUGUGUCCCAGGUGUUUCCUCAAAUUGAGACUAGUUCUGUGUUUUGAAAUGUGUGCUCUCACAUCAACUGGAAGACACGUCAAAUUAUUGCUAGUCGGAGAAGAAGCAGAAAGGAUUUUGAAUGUUAGUUGUGAAAUGUUUCUGAGUUCCGAAAAACAUAGGAAAUCAGCUACAAAGUGUUUGGAAAAGAUUACCUCUAUAAGACUUGAUGAUGGUGAAACAAGAUAUAAAAUAAAACUGUCAGAUGUUACUCAGUGGGAGCUCUAUUGUUAGUUCAACAAAUUGAUUUCUUUGUUCAUUACCAGCAUGAGUUAUUUAUUAUGUUUUAUUGUGAUGUUUCACAUGUGUAUAAUAAUAUAUCAGACUUCUUCUUUCAACUUUAUUUAUAAUAGUGUUCAAUGUUCUAUUUUAAUGUUCAUCGCUUACUUAAAUUAAUAUGUGUGUAAUAUAUCAAACUUAUUUCAACUUUAUUUAUAAUAGAGUUUGAUGUUCUAUUUUAAUGUGCAUGACUUACUUAACUUAAUACAUCUGUUUCACUAUUUUAUUGAA